AGUGCCGCCGCCGCCUCCGCCGCCGGUAGUUUGUGACUUGGACGCCAACAGUGACAACGCGCGCGCCGCAGAGUGCUAUCGAUAAAAACGUUGACGACCUUUUUUUUGUUUUUUGAAAUCGUUUUCGAUUAUAGUUUCGGCAAAAUUAGCUUCGAAAUAAUACAGUAAUAUAAAUAUAUAUUUAUUAAUUAUACUCUACUGAUCGGUUCGCUUUUUAUUUUUUUUUUAAUAAUAAUACUACUACAAUAUCGUCGUCGUCGUCGUCUUAUUCUUCGGGAUAUCGAAACCGUUCCGGCCGCGAGUGCAUGUCUCUGGCGGUCACCACUGACGUUUGGUUCGGUCGUGCGUGCCGCGCCGCCGUGAUGUUCUGAAAGCGAAAAAAGUGAGCCGUACUCAUCGCCAAAUGGUGGAGACGGUGACCCGACCGUCGGUGACGGCCAGCCUGCACGUCCUGGCCGCAGCCGCCGUUCUGCUGGCGGCCGCCGGAUGCGCUCGGGACGCAACAGUUACAGUUCCGGAAACGACAACGUCCUCCGUUCCCGUGGCUUCGACAUGCGGUCCUGGCAUGUUUCGGUGUUCCGACGGCAAGUGCAUACCGUUAGACUUGCUGUGCAAUAUGCAAAAAGAUUGCGACCGGGGAGAGGACGAGUUUCAAAGUUGCCCUCCUCCCGAAUGCGAGCCCGUCUUGUUGCCGUGCCGUCAAUAUCACUGGAACAAGACUUACUGUUACCCGCCGCACUACAGGUGUGAUGUUACCGUGGACUGCGUGGACGGUUCGGACGAGGCCGAUUGCACGUAUCGAAAAUGUCAGACCGAAGACUUUCGAUGCGAGGUCAACGGUCCGGGCAGCGGUCCGUGUUUGCCCAAGUCGAAGAAAUGCGACGGCUACUACGACUGUCGCAAUCACAAGGACGAGGAGAACUGCGGGCCGGCUAUCAACAUGUCUUGUCCGCUGGACAAAUUCCGCUGUUUGAACGGCCAAAAGUGCAUCGACCCGAAACUCAAGUGCGACCACCAGAACAAUUGCGGCGACAACAGCGACGAAGAGAAUUGCAACUUUGCCGCUUGUCACGUCGGACAGUUCCGGUGCGGCAACGGGCUUUGCAUUCCACUCAAUUACCAGUGCGACGGUUACGCGGACUGUCACGACGGCACGGACGAACUCAACUGCACGGCCCAGUCUUGUCCCGGUAAAUAUCUGUGUCCCCAGGGCGGCCCGAACAAACGGCCCAAGUGUAUCAACAAGUCGCAAUUGUGCGACGGACACAAAGACUGCGAGGACAACGCCGACGAAGAGGCGGCUUGUUCCUCGUUGAGUUGUCCGGCGUUGGGUUGCGAACACAAGUGUCAGGCGUCGCCCACCGGAGGCGCUUGUUAUUGUCCGGAGGGACGGAAAAUCGCCAACGACUCAAAGUCUUGUAUAGACCGCGACGAAUGCGCCGAAUGGGGAUUUUGCGAACAGAUUUGCAAGAACAUGGACGGAUCGUACGCGUGCAGUUGUUAUCCGGGUUACGACCUGGUGGACCGCAAGAAGUGCGUGGCCAACAACCGGACGCAAUCGUAUCAGGUGUACUUCGCGCAAGACAAGUCGGUCAUCAAAAUGGACUACAAGUACCAGAAUCAAAUCGUGUUGGCCAACACCACGUCGGCCAGCGGCAUGGACUACCAUUACCAGUACAACACGCUGUUCUGGUCGGACGUGAAGCUGAAGAAAAUCAAGUCCGCGCAGCUGCUGGACACCAAGAAGUUCAUCCGGGACGGCAACGCGAUGCCGUCCGAGAUCACGCUGCCCGGCAUGUGGGAACCCAUAUCGGUCGCGGUCGACUGGAUCGGCAACAAGCUGUACGUGGUCGACGGCGUCGGCCAGAAGAUCGACGUGUUCGAGCUGAACGGCCGGUGGCACGCCGUCGUCCUCAGCAGCAACCUGACCAACCCGUCGGACAUCGCGCUGGACCCGACCCAGGGGUACAUGUUCAUCGCCGACGGCAACCAGCUGAUCCGGGCCAACAUGGACGGCAGCGACGCCAAGGCCAUCGUCACCGACGCGGUGUACAGGGCGUCCGGCGUGGCCGUGGACAUACUCGACGGCCGGCUGUACUGGUGCGACUCGCUGUUGGACUACAUCGAGACGGUCGACUAUCAGGGCAACGACAGGCAUUUGAUACUGAGAGGGCCACAGGUGCCGUCGCCUUCCCGGUUGGCCGUGUUCGAGAACCGCGUCUACUGGUCGGACGGUACCAAGCAGGGCAUCUUGAGCGUCAACAAGUACGACCCGUCCACCGUGUCGUCCGUGUACAAGAACCGCGACAUCAAAGACCCGAAAUCGGUGAAAAUCGUCCACUCGUUGGUCCAGAGAGACGUGCCGUCGCCUUGCAGUAAGAACAACGCCGGUUGCCAACACAUGUGCAUAGUGACCAAAGGCGGAGAAGGCAAAGGCUCGUUGGCUUACAGAUGUGCUUGCAACAUGGGAUAUCAAUUGGCGCAGGACAUGCACAAUUGCGUUGCGGUCGAAGAAUUUCUACUGUACUCGCAACAAAGGUUCAUCAAAGGUAAAGUGCUGAACAAAGUGUCGCAGGGAUUCAGCGACGCCAUACUGCCGGUGUCGUCGAGAAGAGCCAGAUUUGUCGGUCUGGAUUUCGAUGCGCGAGACAACUAUAUUUACUAUUCGGACGUUCUGCAAGACGUCAUCUACAGGAUACACAGAAACGGGACAGGCAGGGAAAUAGUGUUGGCUUCGCAAAACGAAGGAGUCGAAGGGCUGGCCGUGGAUUGGGUGGCGAAAAACCUGUACUACAUCGACAGCAGGAAGGGCACGUUGAACGUGCUGAGCACCCGUAACGUGACCAACAAGAGGGUAUUAUUGAAAAACAUGAAGAGGCCGCGUGCAAUCGUCGUGCAUCCCAAUAAGGGUUACAUAUUUUUCUCCGAGUGGGACCGUCCGGCCAACAUAAGCCGGGCGCACACGGACGGCACGAACCUGGUCGUGUUCCGCAACAUAACGCUGGGUUGGCCCAACGGUCUGGCCGUGGACUUCGAGACGGACCGGCUUUACUGGUGCGACGCGCUGUUGGAUCACGUGCAGCAUUCCAAUUUGGACGGCACCGAUUUGAAAACCAUCAACACCACGUUGAUCAAACAUCCGUUCUCGAUUGUCACGCAUUACGAUUGGUUGUACAUCACCGACUGGCGGCUAGACGCCAUAAUCAAAAUACACAAGACGACCGGCGCGGUGGCCGGCAUCGAAGUGCGGGAGCCGCAGAACAACCGGCUGUACGGCGUCAAGAUCUACAGCGAACACGAGCAGUUCAUCGAAUAUUCGCAUCCGUGUUCCAAAGUGUUCAACUACGGCAGCUGUCAGAAGUUGUGUUUCGGCGUGCCCACCAACGGGUCGUCCACGCUGAAAGCCGUGUGCGGUUGUCCGUACGGCGAGAAAGUCGACGUGGACGGCAAGACUUGCGUCCCCGACCCGAACGCCGAGCCGCCGGUGACCGCUUGCCCGAACGUGUGGGACUUCACUUGCAACAACAUGAGGUGCAUACCCAAAGCUUGGGUGUGCGACGGAGACGACGACUGUCUGGACAAUUCCGACGAAGAACAGAACUGCACGAAACCCACCUGUGCCCCAGGCGAAUGGCAGUGCGGUUCCGGUCGUUGUGUGCCCGGCACGUUCCGGUGCGAUGGCGAAAACGAUUGCGGAGAUUACAGCGACGAAACCGGAUGCACGAACGUGACGUGCUCGACCACACAAUUCUUAUGCGAUAACGGCCGUUGUGUGCCAUCCACGUGGAAAUGCGAUUCGGAGAACGACUGCGGAGACGGUUCGGACGAGGGUGACUUUUGCGCGGAGAAGACUUGCGCAUACUUCCAGUUCACUUGCCCGCGUUCCGGACACUGUAUUCCGCAGACUUGGGUGUGCGACGGCGACAACGAUUGUUUCGACAACCAAGACGAAGAGGGUUGCCCGCCGAUCACGUGUUCGCCCACGCAAUUCAAAUGCGCCGACCUCAGACAGUGCAUACAAGAAACGUACAAGUGCGACGGUAUCCUGGACUGCAACGACGGCAGCGACGAACUCGGUUGUCCUACGUUGGCGCCCAACCAGUGCGACACCGAAAAGCAAUUCAGGUGCGAAAAAUCCGGCAUAUGCAUACCGAAAACGUGGUACUGCGACGGCACGGCCGACUGCGAUGACGAUUCCGACGAGCCGAAAACCUGCGGCCAAGUGUCGUGCCAGUCCAACUACUUCAAGUGCAACAACUCGCAGUGCAUUUUCAAAGGUUACAUUUGCGACGGCCGGGACGACUGCGGCGACGGGUCCGACGAAGACUACAGGCUCGCUUGCACCGCUCCGCCUUUCAGAUGCAUGUCCGGCGAAUGGCAGUGUCCGAACGCGACGGAACGUUGUAUAAACGUGACGAGCGUUUGCGACGGUAAACCCGAUUGUCCGAACGGCGCCGACGAAGGUCCCAACUGCGACCUGCCGGAAUGCGACAAACAGGGUAGUUACUGCUCCAACGGUUGUAAACAAACUCCAGUAGGACCGCUGUGCACUUGUCCGCAAGGCGAAAUCCUCAACACCACGUACGAGUGCAUGGACUUGAACGAGUGCGAUCCGCCCGGCCUGUGUUCCCAACACUGUACCAACACCAAAGGAAGCUACUUCUGUUCGUGCGCGACCGGCUACGUUCUAGAAUCGGACAAACACGCGUGCAAAGCUCUGAAUCAUAGCGCGGCGUUUUUGAUCAUAUCCAACCGGCACUCCAUCCUGGUGGCCGAUCUCAAAGAGCAGGGUCUGGAACGAGUGCCGAUCACGGUGGAGAACGUUGUGGCCACGGCUUCGAACAUGCACACGGGCACCAUAUUCUGGUCGGACAUGAAACUGAAAAAGAUAUCCCGGUUGGACAAGAGCAGCGAACCAAAAGACAUUAUCACCUCGGGUCUAGACUUGGUCGAAGGAUUGGCUUACGAUUGGAUCGGCGGACAUGUGUAUUGGCUGGACUCUCGGCUGAACACCGUCGAAGUGGCCAACGAGAACGGCACGAAUAGAAUUAUACUGCUCAAGGAAAACAUCACGCAACCCAGAGGAAUGAUGCUGGACCCCAGUCCCGGUGCGCGGUGGCUGUUCUGGACCGAUUGGGGAGAAAAUCCGAGAAUCGAACGUGUCGGCAUGGACGGCACCAACCGUUCUGUUAUCAUAAGCACCAAAAUAUAUUGGCCGAACGGUUUGACGUUGGACAUUGUCAAUCAGCGCGUUUAUUUCGCCGACUCCAAGUUGGACUUUAUCGAUUUCUGUUACUACAACGGCAGCGGCCGUCAACAGGUGAUCGCCGGUAGUCAUUACCUUUUGCACCCUCAUUCGCUGACCCUCUUCGAAGACACGCUGUACUGGACCGACAGGCAACUGAACAGGGUGAUAUCGGCUCAUAAAUUUAAAGGGAAAAAUCAAACCGUCAUUUCGCAUCUGAUUUCGCAACCGCUCAGUAUUCUCGUACACCAUCCGUCGUUGCAGCCGAUCACUCCCAACCCGUGUGAAAAUGCCACCUGCGAACAGCUGUGUCUGCUUUCGCCGUACGCGCCCAACGGUUACACGUGCAAAUGUAAACCAGGAUACAAAGUCACCAGUUCGGGCCGGUGUCUGGAAACCGAAUCUCCUUUCCUGUUGGUCAUGAGGGGCUACCAAAUAAUCGACGUCAGCUUAACGCCCGGCGACAAGACCACCGGGCACAUUAUUCCCAUUGUCGGAAUCGAAGGAGGCACGCAGACGGACUACGACACCGAAACCAGAUCUCUGUUCUGGGUGGAAGGACUGAAAGUGAACGAAGAAGACGAGACGGUCAACACCGUUAAUUGUACGCUCAUGAUGUCACCGUAUCACGGAGGAAACAAAUCGUCGUUGCUGGGAGAACUCACAGGGUUCGUCGGCGCUCCGUUCGUGAUAGCUUUUGAUUGGAUAGGCCGCAAUUUAUACAUCGGCAACCGAGAGUCGUCCAGUUUGGAAUUGGUCAAAAUCGACGGCGUCAACAAGUACAGAAUGGUUUUGCUGUCGAACAACGGCAAAGACGUAUCGGUGGCGACACCCAUCGGCAUCGUUUUAGACCCCGGCGAAGGAAAACUCUAUUGGGCCGAUCAAGGUGGGUUCGGUGUGCCGCCGAAAAUCGGAAAAAUGAACAUGGACGGUACCAACCCUCAAGUGUUGAUUAACGACGGACACACGCCGGAAUCGAUAGCUAUCGAUUUGGAGCAGAAAAACAUUUACUACAGCACACAAUAUCCCAGCAACAUAAAAGUCAUGAGCGUUAACGGAAUGAAUCAUCGGACGUUGAUGAGCGACUACAACAGCAUCUCUUACCCGAAAUCCAUGGCCGUCUACGAUCGGUACUUGUAUUUCAUCGAUUCCAGGUACGAUCAUCUAGUGCGAGUCAAUUCCGACGACGGGACGAACAUGGAAAUAAUCAUCGAAAACGACCCGGACCUGAAAUCGUUGACGGUUUUCAACAAGCGGACCAACGCCAACCAUCCUUGCGCUUUGACCAAAAACGGCGGUUGUCAGCAAUUGUGCAUUCCCCGCGAAAACAACAACAGGGUGUGCGCUUGUUCGGUGGGCUACAAAAAGGAAUUGGACACAAAGUGCACUCCACACACGUCUUUCGCGGUCGUUUCUCAAGUAGAUCUGGUCCGCGGGUACAGUCUCACCGACACGUUGGACGCUAUCGUUCCGAUAUCGGGACCAGGACAUCACAUCUUGCACGUGGACGUGCACGUCGCGCAAAAUUGGAUAUACUGGGUGGAGUUCAACCGAGGCAUAUGGAACGGCAUAUACCGGAUAAGGCCCAACGGCACAGAACUGCAACACGUGAUCAAAGACGGCAUCGGCUCCAACGGUAUCCGGGGGCUGACCGUCGAUUGGAUUGCGGGAAACAUGUACUUCACCAACGUGUUCCCGCACGAGAACUACGUCGAGGUUUGCUGGCUGGACGGCUCCAUGCGGAAAAUCCUGGUGAAAACCACAACGGACGCGCCCAAAGAACUGGCGGUCAAUCCGAUCAAACGGCUGUUGUACUGGAUCGACUACGGCCAGUACCCGAAAAUCGGCAAAGCCUACUUGGACGGGUCCAACUGGAUGCCGAUCGUCACCACCGGCAUAAGUCAACCCAGAGACUUGACCGUGGACAUGGUCACGCACGACGUGUACUGGGUGGACGCUAGGCUGGACACCAUUCAAAAGGUGUCGUUCAGCGGCGGCGAGAGACAGGUCGUCCGGAGGAACGUGCCGAACCCGAUGGGCAUCGCCAUUCACCUGAGCGACAUGUACUGGGUGGACAGGAACCUGAAGACCGUGUUCAAGGCAUCGAAACUACCGGGAAACAGCACGGCGCCCGUUCCGAUCAGGACGGGACUUCCCAGGUUGCGCGACAUAGCCAUCUUCGACAUAAACACCCAGCCCAACGACGAUUCCAACUCUUGUUCCCGGUUCGGCAACGGUGGAUGCGAUCAGCUGUGUUUCUCGUUCCCGCCGUCGUAUUCGAUAAAUAAAUAUCUGUUCCGGUGCGACUGCGCCACCGGCGUCAUAGCCGCCGGCACCGGCACCAAAUGCGACACCGUGUCCGAGUACUUGGUGUACGCCACAAGGACCGAAAUAAGAUCGGCCAGCUUAGACCCUCUGUCCAACAUACUUCCGUUCAAACCGGUGGGUAAUUUGUCGAACGUCGUCGGCUUGGACUUUGACUACGCCGACAACAAGUUGUUCUUCACGCAAAUACGGCCCAUGUCGCAGAUAUCGUCGAUCAGCAGUAACGCGCCCAGUUACAGUCAAAUCAAAACGAUAAUCAGCCGCCGGAUCAACCCGGAAGGUAUAUCGUACGACUGGACUCAAAAGAAAAUCUAUUGGACCGACUCGUCCAACAACUCGAUCUACGCGAUGAACCUGGACGGUUCCGGGGUAGUGAUGAUCGCCAGAGUGGACAGGCCGCGAGCAAUCGUGGUCGACCCUUGCAACGGAACCCUGUACUUUACCGAUUGGGGACGAUUCGGUACGGCCGGCAUGAUCUACAGAACGACGAUGGCGGGAUCGUUGAAAAAGGCCAUCAUAGACAAAGAUUUGUCGCAGCCCAGCGGACUGACGAUCGAUUUCGACGAGCAGAUGUUGUACUGGUCGGACGCGGUGCGCGAGAAAAUCGAAAGGUCCACGCUGGACGGCGCCAACCGGGAGGUGCUGAUCACGGCCACGAUAUACCCGUUCGCGUUGACCGUGCACGACAACUACAUCUACUGGACGGACCUGCAGCUGAGGGGCGUGUACCGGGCCGAGAAGCACACGGGCGCCAACAUGAUCGAAAUCGUCAAGCGGCUGGACGACUCGCCCCGAGACAUUGCCAUCUACUCCAAAGGCCGGCAAAAGUGUUCGGUCAACCCGUGCUCGAUAAACAACGGCGGGUGCGCCCAGAGCUGUCAUCCCGGGCCCAACUCCACGGCCGAGUGCAAGUGCGACGACAAUUCCAAACUGGUCAACGAGGGUCGGAUGUGCGUCAACAAGAACAUCACGUGCGAGGCCAACAAGUUCCAUUGCCGUAACGGCAAGUGUAUAUCGCGCAUGUGGUCUUGCGACGGCGACGACGACUGCGGGGACAACAGCGACGAAGACGUCAACUACUGCACGUACCAUUCGUGCAGCAGCAACGAGUUCAGAUGUGCCAACGGCAGGUGUAUAUUCAAAACGUGGAAAUGCGACCACGAGAACGACUGUAAAGACGGUUCGGACGAAGUCGGAUGCGUCUAUCCGCCGUGUGCCGACGGGGAGUUCACCUGUGCCAAUUUCAGAUGUAUUUCCAUGUCGCAGGUGUGCAACGGCGUAAACGAUUGCAAAGACAACGUGACAUCGGACGAGACGCACGACCGGUGUCCAAAGAACCUCACCUGUCCGGUGAACCACUUGAAGUGCGAGAAGACCAACAUAUGCGUCGAACCGUAUUGGCUGUGCGACGGCGACAACGACUGCGGCGACAACAGUGACGAGGAUCCGCUACAUUGCGCCCAGCGGACGUGCCCGGCCAACAGCUUCCGAUGUCCCAACCACCGGUGCAUACCUGCCACGUGGUACUGCGAUGGCGACGACGACUGCGGCGACGGGUCCGACGAACCGCCCGAGUACUGCAAGUCGGAGGGACGGACUUGCUUCGGCGACCUGUUCACUUGCGACAACGGCAAUUGUAUACCCAGGAUUUACAUAUGCGACGGCGACAACGACUGUUUGGACAACUCGGACGAGGACUCCAGACACCAGUGCAACAACCGCAAGUGCGACGAGACCACCGAGUUCACGUGUUUGGCAAACAAAGCGUGGAACCGAGCGCAGUGCAUACCGCGCAAGUGGCUGUGCGACGGCGACCCCGACUGCGUGGACGGCGCGGACGAGAACGCGACGGCGCUCAACUGCUCGACCGUGGUCAACUGCAGCGCCGACCAGUUCACGUGCGGCAACGGCCGGUGCAUCAACAAGGGAUGGGUGUGCGACCACGACAACGACUGCGGCGACGGCACGGACGAGGGCAAGGACUGUCACUCGCAGUACCGGACAUGUUCGCCGCGGGAGUUCGCCUGCCAGAACUUCAAGUGCAUCCGCAGCACGUACAGGUGCGACAACGAAGACGACUGCGGCGACAACUCGGACGAGUUCAACUGCGCCGGCAAAAACGCCACGUUGUGCGCACCGGAUCAGUUCCAGUGCACCAACGGCCAGUGCAUCAACUCGCGUUUGGUGUGCAACAAGGUGUCGGACUGCUCGGACGACAGCGACGAGCCGGCGCACUGCAACGUCGACGAGUGCGCCAAGGUGGAACUCAACCAGUGCGCGCACAAGUGCAUCGACACGCCAACCGGUUUCAACUGCGAGUGCAACGAAGGAUACAAAUUGAUGGACGACGGAAAAGCGUGUCAAGACAUCAACGAGUGUAUGGAACUACCCGGAGCUUGUCCCCAAUACUGUCUGAACACGCCGGGAUCGUAUUAUUGCAAGUGCGACGAAACGUUCUACGACCGCACGUCCGACGAACGGACCUGUAAACGACGGGAUCGGAUCAAGCCGUGGUUGAUUUUCACGAACAAAUAUUACGUGCGAAAUAUGUCGUUGGACGCCUCGGAAUAUGCACUUAACCACCAGGAUUUGUUGAACGUGGUGGCGUUGGACUUUGACUAUCUGGACGGUAAAUUGUACUUCUGCGACGUCAGCGCAAAGACCAUAUACAGAACGGCGGUGGGCAGUACCGAGAGGGAGAAAAUCAUCAGGCACGACAGCCACGGGCUGGAAGGUAUCGCCGUGGACUGGGUGGGCAGGAAAAUCUACUGGCUCGACCGGCACAGCAAACAUUUGGAAGUGGCCGAGCUGAACGGCACGAACAGAAGGACCCUGAAGUCCGGCAUCCAAGACCCAAGAGCCAUCGCCGUCCACCCCGGCACCGGUUACUUGUACUUCACCAGCUGGCACCUACAGGCUUACAUUGGCAAAAUCGGCAUGGACGGUAGCAACUUCACUCAGAUUUUAACCCACGAAGACGACAUAGCUUGGCCGAACGCGCUCACCAUCGAUUACUUCACCGAGCGCAUUUAUUGGGCCGACGCCCAUUUGGACUACAUAGCUUCGGCCGACCUGGAAGGCAAACACAAACACAUAGUGUUGUCGGGAGAUUCAGUGCCGCACGUGUUCGCCCUGUCUCUGUUCGAAGACGAGCUGUUCUGGACCGACUGGAACCUGAAGGCGAUAGUGAAAUCCAACAAAUUUACAGGACACCAUUACCAAGUGUUGAGAAACACCACGCACAGGCCGUACGAUUUGAACGUGUACCAUCCGCUCAGGCAAAUACCGUACGCUAACCCGUGCGGAAGCGACAACGGCGGUUGUUCUCAUUUGUGUUUGCUGCGACCCGUCCCGGGAGUGGAGCCGUCGCCGGACAGUUACUUGAACUCCAAAAGUCCGGUGGCGUUCACUUGCGCUUGCCCCAACCAGUUCUAUUUGGAUCCACGCGACAACAAGACUUGCGUCUCCAACUGCACUACCGGACAACACGAGUGCAAGCAAAACGAUCAGAAAUGCAUUCCUUGGUUCUGGAAAUGUGACGGCGAAAAAGACUGUGCCGACGGGACGGACGAAAUCCAAAGCGAAUGCCCCACGAGAUAUUGUCGCGGAGGAGCGUUCCAAUGUCAGAACCGCAACUGCACGCCGUCGGCUACUAUUUGCGACGGAAUCGACGACUGCGGCGACGGAUCGGACGAGAAGAACUGCGAUUUGCCGUGUCCCGAUUUGGAGUUCAAAUGCCGGUCGAACGGUCGGUGCAUCCUGGACGCGUGGAAGUGUGACGGCGAACCCGACUGCAAAGACGGUAGCGACGAAGACCCGUCGUUGUGCCAUAACAGACCUUGCGACCCGAAAACCGAGUUCUCCUGCAAGAACGGCCGGUGUAUACCGAAGCUGUGGGUGUGCGACUUCGACAACGACUGCGGCGACGAUUCGGACGAGCCGGCUUUCAUGUGCCGGCAACGGAACUGCACGACCGGCUGGCAACGGUGUCCCGGCCGGACCAACUACCGGUGCAUCCCCAAGUGGUUGUUCUGCGACGGCAAGGACGAUUGUCGCGACGGCUCCGACGAACUGGCGGAGAACUGCCCGAAGUGCCACGUGACCGGCGACUUCCAGUGCAAGAACAACAGGUGCAUACCGAAGAGAUGGCUGUGCGAUUUCGAGAACGACUGCGGCGACAACUCGGACGAGUCCGAAGACAUGUGCAAGGGCCUGUACCGGCAGUGUUCCGAGUCGGAGUUCCAGUGUUCCAACGGCAAGUGCGUACCGGGCCAGUGGAGGUGCGACCACGACGACGACUGCGGCGACAACUCGGACGAGCUCAACUGCGGCGGUUUCCAGUGCAAAAACGGCACGUUCCAGUGCAAGAGCGGCCACUGCAUCGCGUCGUACUUCCGGUGCGACGGCGACCGGGACUGCAGGGACUUCAGCGACGAGAUCGGUUGCCCCCCCAGAUAUCCGGGAGGCCGGUACUGUCCCGUGUCCAAGUUCGAGUGCAAGACCACCAAACUGUGUAUCUUCAACACCGAACUGUGCGACGGCGAAGACGAUUGCGGCGACGGUUCCGACGAAGCGCCCGAACUUUGCUCCAACUUGAGUUGCACUCUCGACAACCGGUUUUUGUGCGAAAACAAACAUUGCAUCCCGAUGUACAAACGCUGCGACGGCGUGGACAACUGCGGCGACGGGUCGGACGAGAACGACUUGAGCGUUUGCGGCAUAACGCACAACGGCCGGCAAUGCGACCACUACACCGAAUUCACGUGCGCCGACCGCAAAUGCGUGAACAAGUCGAAACUGUGCAACUUGCAAUACGACUGCGAAGAUUUGUCCGACGAGAAAGGAUGCAUUUACAGCGGCACCUGUUUGGAGUCGACCAAAGGAGGUUGCGAGCACUAUUGUUUGAACGUGACUUCCGGCAGGGGAUACAGCUGUGCUUGUUACGCCGGAUACGAAGUGAGCGCGGACAAUAGUAAAAAAUGCACCGAUCUGGACGAAUGCGAACUGGGACUGCACCAUUGUUCGCAGGAGUGCACGAACGUAAACGGUACGUACAUGUGUUCGUGUCGCGACGGUUUCGUCUUGAGCGACCUGUUGAGCGGCGUGUGCAAAGCGUUGGAUCCAAAGGUGACGGUGGUCUACACGAACGGACCGGAAAUCCGAGGGUACGACGCCAACGAGAAGAAGUACCUGUCGAUAUUGAGCAACGAGAAACGCAUACGCGCCAUCGACUUCGACCCCAACACCGAGAUAAUCUACUGGGCCGACUCGUACGACCAGUCGAUCAAGCGGUCUUACAUGGUGGACGCCAAGGGCGGUCAAGUCAAAGUGGGAUACCCGCAGGACCUGGACAUCCAAGGACCGAACAAGCCGGUGGCCGUGGCUAUCGAUUGGAUCGGCGAUAAUCUGUACUGGGCCGAGAUCGACAUGACCAACGAGAAGCCCAAGGGCCGGAUAAUGGUGUCCAAACAAGACGGCCGGUACAGGCGGUCGAUCGUCAGCAGCGAACUGGAAUCGCCGUCGUCGAUGGUAUUGGAUCCGGAAAUGGGCAAAAUGUUCUGGGCCGACGUCGGGGAGAGCCCGAAAAUCGAAAUGUCCUGGAUGGACGGUUCCAGACGGCUGCCGUUGGUCACCACUAGGUUGCACCAUCCCACGGGAUUGACCGUCGACACGGCCGUGGGCCAUUCCCUUUACUGGGUGGACACCAAACUCAACACGAUCGAGACGAUCAAAUACGAUCAGAGAAACCGUAAAGUAGUCGUACGAGGAGAACACCUCCGCCAUCCCGUGUCUUUGGACCUGUUCGAAAAUCAACUGUACUGGUUGACCAGAGAAACGGGAGAACUGAUGAGACAAGACAAAUUCGGCCGAGGCGUAGCCGUGACUAUCGCCAAAGACCUGGUCAAUCCCGCCGGAGUCAAAGUUUAUCACAGCCAGAGGUACAACGUGUCGUUGCCAAACCAUUGCCUGGAUGCCGGCUGUUCGCACUUGUGUCUGUUGGUGCCCGGCGGCGUGUACUGCGCUUGUCCCGACCACACGCACGUCCAACAGGGCGCCAGCGAGAAAAUCUGCGACGCCGCCGAAGAACCGCCCAAACCGGCACCGCGGAUCUGCCCGUGCCAGAACGGCGGCAUUUGUAUCGGCGACAACGCUGCUUUGGGUUCGACCGCCGAAUUGAAUUGCCUUUGUCAACCGGACUUUAGCGGAAGGUUCUGCGACAUCACUUCCCGGCGAUCCAGGCGAACCGGCAUUUUCAGCUCGAUGCUCGUCGUGCCGCUCACGGGACUCCUGUUGCUCCUGGUGGCCGGAGCCAUAUUCUUAUUCAUCCGGAAAAGACCGUUUGGCAAAGGAGCCGUUUUGGGCGGCCUGACAAAUUCGCAGAGCGUGUCGUUCAGACAAGGGACUAACGUGGAAUUCGGUCCGAACGCGUUCAACAACGGUCCCGGUGGAGGGGAACCGUUGGACGUGGAAUACAACAUGACCGACAUAAGCGGCAAAAACCGGGACUUCAGCAAUCCCAUGUACGACGCCCUGGGCGGCAACCUGGACUCGGACACGGGCGGCGGUAUUUACGAAGUGCCUCUGGACGUUACCAAAACCAAGGGUCUGGUGCAAGAGCCGGCCUCGGCCAUACUGGCGCCUUCCACGAUCAUACAGAAGACCUCGCCGCAGAUACAGAGAAGGCACCGGGAACUGGAACCGGCCACGACGGACACGGGCAAAGACACGCAAAUGUUGGUCGAAGAAACCGACGACUGAAAGAGAGAGAGAGACCAAAAAAAAAAAAAAUAUUAACAAUAAUAAUAG
This is a messenger RNA of Adelges cooleyi (spruce gall adelgid), 14377 nucleotides long. It is a transcript of the gene mgl, whose product is annotated as low-density lipoprotein receptor-related protein 2. Gene Ontology annotation, molecular function: calcium ion binding; protein binding. The transcript is spliced from 47 exons. NCBI's taxonomy places the organism in Eukaryota, Metazoa, Arthropoda, Insecta, Hemiptera, Adelgidae. The record is from RefSeq and is a predicted model, not a curated record. The coding region runs from base 404 to 14329 and encodes 4641 amino acids.